Molecule: messenger RNA, 1545 nt
Organism: Candoia aspera
Lineage: Eukaryota; Metazoa; Chordata; Lepidosauria; Squamata; Candoiidae
Product: vomeronasal type-2 receptor 26-like
Exons: 4
Coding region: 1-1545 (514 amino acids)
Biological process (GO): G protein-coupled receptor signaling pathway
Cellular component (GO): plasma membrane
Molecular function (GO): G protein-coupled receptor activity
Source: RefSeq, a predicted model, not a curated record
AUGACACCAAUCUAUCAGCAAUUCCUGGCUUUGCAAUUUACAGUCAAGGAGAUCAAUGAAAAUCCCCAGAUUUUACCCAAUCACACCCUGGGCUUCCACAUCUAUAACAGUUACUUUACUGCCACAUGGACCUAUCGUGCCACAUUAGAACUGUUCUCGACCAAGGAGAGAUUCAUCCCUAACUACACGUGUGACCUUCAGAAAAGACCAACAGCUGCCAUUGGCGGACCAAGUUCUGCAGUUGGAGCCCACAUGAACACCAUCCUUUCUCUCUACAAGAUGCCACAGCUCAACCACUUUGUACGAAGGGUAUCUUUCAAUAACAGUGCAGGGGAAAAAGUUUCCUUCAAUCAGAAUGGAGAGUUAGAGGUUGGAUUUGACAUUAUGAACUGGAUUGUCUUUCCAAAUCAGUCUUUUCUGAGAGUCCGAAUUGGAGGGAUAAAUAGCAUGGAGUCCCAAGAAAUGAUGUUCUCUCCUUCUGAAGAAUCUAUUGCAUGGCCUAGGAGGUUUAACCAGGCCCAGCCACUUUCUCUGUGUAAUAGCAAGUGCCAUUCAGGAUACAGUAAGAAAAAGAUAGAAUCAAAGCCUUUUUGCUGCUAUGAUUGUCUUCGAUGCCCUGAUGGGAAGAUUGCUAACCAGGAAGAUAUGGAUGACUGUUUUCCUUGUCCAGAAGAUCAGUACCCAAACAAUAGCCAAGAUCUGUGUCUCCCAAAAGUUUUGACAUUCCUGAUGUAUGGAGAAUUUUGGGGGACUAUUUUAGCCAGCUCUGCUCUUUUCUGUUCUAUCAUUACAGCUGCAGUCCUCUGGAUUUUUAUUACACAUCAGGAUACUCCUCUAGUUAAAGCCAAUAACCGAAACCUGACCUACACGCUCCUUGUUGCUCUCUUGCUGUCUUUCCUCUGUGCCUUGCUCUUCAUUGGCCAGCCAUCCAAGGUGACCUGUGUCCUCCGUCAAACCGCUUUUGGAGUUAUCUUCUCAGUGGCCAUUUCUUGUGUUUUAGCCAAAACUCUCAUUGUGGUUCUGGCUUUUAUGGCCACCAAGCCUGGGACCAAGGUCACCAAAUGGGUGGGGAAAAGACUUGCCAUGUCGGUAGUAUUUGGCUGCUCCUUUGUUCAAGCUGUGAUAUGCACUGUGUGGCUGACAACCUCUCCCCCAUUCCCAGAUGCUGACUUGACUUCAGUGGCAGAAGAAAUAGUUCUGGAAUGUAACGAAGGUUCCAACUUCAUGUUCUACUGUGUCCUGGGCUACCUGGGCUUCCUUGCCUUGGUUAGCUUCAUGGUGGCUUUCCUGGCAAGGAAAUUGCCUGAUGCUUUCAAUGAAGCCAAGUUUAUCACCUUCAGCAUGUUGGUCUUCUGCAGUGUUUGGUUGUCCUUUGUUCCAACAUACCUGAGCACAAGAGGAAAAUACAUGAUGGCUGUGGAGAUCUUCUCUAUCAUAGCCUCCAGUGUUGGGAUACUGAUUUGCAUCUUCUUCCCCAAAUGUUUUAUCAUUAUAUGGAGAUCUGAUCUAAACAAGAAAGAAAACCUACGAAUAAAAAGAGUAUAA